CCUGUGUGUGAUAAUGUUACGUAACAACCAACUACCUUAGACAUGACUAUGGGUGAUUUAAUAUUUUCACGCCUAAUCUGCAACAGAGCCAGUUAAAGGCUGUUCAUAGACGGUGGACAGUAGGCAUCAUUCAAAUAGAGAUGGCCUCUGCUACAGAUAACCGUUAUGGACAAAAGGAGUCCUCUGACCAGAACUUUGAUUAUAUGUUCAAGAUCCUGAUCAUCGGCAACAGCAGUGUAGGAAAGACCAGCUUUCUGUUUCGCUAUGCAGAUGAUUCCUUCACUCCGGCUUUCGUUAGCACAGUGGGCAUUGACUUUAAGGUGAAGACCAUCUACAGAAACGACAAGAGGAUCAAGCUGCAGAUUUGGGACACAGCAGGGCAGGAGCGCUACAGGACCAUCACUACAGCCUACUACAGGGGAGCCAUGGGCUUUAUCCUCAUGUAUGAUAUCACCAACGAAGAGUCUUUCGCUGCUGUACAGGACUGGUCUACACAGAUAAAAACAUACUCAUGGGAUAAUGCCCAGGUGCUUUUGGUGGGCAACAAGUGUGACAUGGAUGAUGAAAGGGUGGUGGCUUCUGAGAGGGGACGGCAACUUUCUGAACAUCUUGGGUUUGAGUUUUUUGAGGCCAGUGCCAAAGACAACAUCAACGUAAAGCAGACCUUUGAGCGCCUGGUGGACAUCAUCUGCGAGAAGAUGUCAGAGAGCCUUGAUGCCGGAGACCCAGCCGUCACAGGAGCCAAACAGGGUCCACAGCUCACUGAGCAGCCUGCCGCUCCACACCAGGACUGCGCUUGCUAAAAAACAACACACGCAGCCUCUCCAAUUACACUGCCCUGCACUACCAUACACAGGAUAACGGUAAAACAAUAAGGGAUAAAGGAAAAGAAAAUUCAAACUUAGCUCCUUGUAGAAUAAUUGGGUUAUCUUUUGUUUUCUACCCUGGUCCCAGGUCAGUUUGCAAGUGUAUUUUUAUUUAUUUUUCAUCUCAUAACUCACGACACUAUUUUUGAUUUUGCUGCACCACUGUUUUAGACUUGGAGAGGGAAAGCCACACUUUAAUAUUUUACGAUAAGAACUAAGUUUGGCGAAGCACAAAUCAUUGCGUGUUAGCUUCUUUCCCCCUCUGUGUGAAACUUUUAUCCGGCCUUCAUGUGCCAUCUAUUACCUCCCUGUGCUUAUUUUUCUUUCCUUCAUAUUCUGUACCAUCAGUUAUUUGCUCUCAUGCUCAACUUACGAACAAAUACUAGAGGAGAACCUUC
Molecule: messenger RNA, 1264 nt
Organism: Ictalurus furcatus (blue catfish)
Lineage: Eukaryota; Metazoa; Chordata; Actinopteri; Siluriformes; Ictaluridae
Gene: rab3ab
Product: RAB3A, member RAS oncogene family, b
Exons: 5
Coding region: 141-803 (220 amino acids)
Biological process (GO): regulation of exocytosis; regulation of synaptic vesicle fusion to presynaptic active zone membrane; protein localization to plasma membrane
Cellular component (GO): endosome; synaptic vesicle; axon
Molecular function (GO): GTP binding; GTPase activity
Source: RefSeq, a predicted model, not a curated record